This is a messenger RNA of Linum tenue, 519 nucleotides long. Lineage: Eukaryota; Viridiplantae; Streptophyta; Magnoliopsida; Malpighiales; Linaceae. The record is from the annotation of a GenBank genome assembly.
AUGAUAGGAUGGGAGCCACCUGAACCGGGAUGGUGCUGUGCUAACACAGAUGGAUCAGUAAUUCUGCCGAUUCAAAGCUCGACGGCGGGAGGUAUUAUUCGGGAUGAGGCAGGCAGAUUUAGAGAAGCAUUUUCAAUGAAUUUGGGUGGAGGCUCGAUUACCCACGCGGAGCUGAUGGGAGUUUUACAGGGGCUAAAGUGCGCGUGGAACUUGGGCAUUAGGAAGCUGGAGCUGCGAACAGACUCUCGCACUGCCCUGGCGCUGGUCACGACAGCAGCUCCUCGACACCCUCAUUACCGGUCGGUCAUACAAAUAUGUCGGAUGCUGGAGAGAGAUUGGGAAGUCCGGCUGAAACACACCUUCAGGGAAGGUAAUGUUGUUGCGAAUUUCCUCGCGGCGACCGAGCACCACCGGCCGUUGGGGACUCACUUGAUCGGAUCGCCUUGCCCUGAGCUUUGUCACUGGUUGAUGUAUGAUCUUGUAGGGAGUCAAACUCCCAGACUUGUUCCUGUGUCUUAA